Messenger RNA from Daldinia vernicosa, 1017 nucleotides. RefSeq names its product kinase-like domain-containing protein. The transcript is spliced from 3 exons. The coding region runs from base 1 to 1017 and encodes 338 amino acids. The record is from RefSeq and is a predicted model, not a curated record. Lineage: Eukaryota; Fungi; Ascomycota; Sordariomycetes; Xylariales; Hypoxylaceae.
AUGUAUAACCGCCAUCUUUCGCCGGCCAACCGGCUUUGGCUCCCUACAUCUCCAGAGGAAGUUACCGCCUUCUGCCGAGCAUACAAGCUUUUCAUCACCUUGACCUAUGACGACGACGAUGAUAGACCGAAGAAAAUCUGUAUUAAAGGGGGGUUUAAUAUGGGUCUCAUUGAGUUAUACCCUGAAGCCCUCAUUGGGGGUUACAGACGCGAGGCCCUCUUUUAUGGUCAUGUCGCCCCAGCUUUCACCUACAUCGAUCUACCAAGGCCAUAUUGGGCUGGUCAAAAUGAGGCUCAGGGCCGUGUGAUCAUGGACGAUCUAGGAGCCCUCGGAGCGGAGUUCGGAGAGCCCACUAACGCUUGGCCUGUCGAACUUGUCAUGGCGGGAGUUGAGCAGCUUGCAGGUUUGCACGCGGGAACUUGGGGUCGGGGCCAUUCUGACUACCCGUGGGCUGGCCCGGAACACUACGAGGAAAUCAUCUGGUCCCUCUUUAAGCUAUGGGAUGACCUCAUUCUCGGCUCGCACAGGCCGGUGAUUCCUGCAGCCCUCAAGGAUGAGAAGCGGAUGAGAGCAGUACUCAAAAAAUAUUUCACUUCCAGGAAUCCCAAGUUUCAAUGCCUGGUACAUAGCGACGCUCACAUCGGCAACACAUUCCUAAUUAACGGGGAACCGCGAUUUCUCGAUUGGCAAGCGGUUCAUGUCGGCUCUGCCUUGCACGACGUGGCGUAUUUUAUAGCCGGCAGUCUAACCGUCGAAGACAGACGAGAGCACGAGAUGCGCAUUCUAAAUCACUAUCUCGACGAGUUGAAUAUAUACGACGAUGCGUCCCUCUCGAGCCAGGAUGAAGAUCUCAUGGUAGAAUACCGAAAGUCCAUGCUUGCAGGCCUGGUUUGGCUCCUGACACCUUACGAGUUGCAAAACGAAGAACGCGUUCGCGCAAUGAUUGAGCGGCAAGCUAUGGCCUUAAUAGACCAUCGAGUAAUCGAGCUUAUAGAAUCAUUGCCUGAUGUGGAAUAG